GUGCCAACUUCGCGGAGCGCUCUCUCUACCCGGACCCCGCCUUCGGGACCCCAGCCCACAGACUCCCAGGGCGCUGAGCCGUGGAGUUGCGCUCCCUCCGGACCCCUGGCAGGACUCGAGGUCCUACCUGGGGCUGGCUCGCGGGCAGCGAAGGGCUUCCUUUACCUACGCCUUGAAGUUACUCACUUUUCCAAGCUUCCUCUCUGUUCGGAGAGCAGGCCCAAGACCCCUUGCCCCCUGUCCUUGGGGCCAGAUAGAUUUUGGAAUUGAGUUUUUCGGAUUUGAGGACUCGUGGUGUUUGGGACUAUUAUGCUUCAUCAAACUCACCUAGGAUUAUAGGGGUUAAGAUAGCAAAUUGCUGCAUGUCGCGUCAAGCCAGGGAUGAAAAACUUUCACUUUGAGGGCUUUUUUGCAUGUUGGAUAAGAAGGUGGGAACCUGCUGUCAUCUUAUGAGGCCCUAGUGAAGAUGAAUGAUGCACCUGCUAUGGACUCAGUCACUGCCUCCUCGCUGCAGAGGCAGAGCCAGGGUGUGGCCUCCCGCCUCCCUCACGGUCUGUGCCCUGGGGAGCCCAGCUUGCGCACGACAGCAGUGGUGUCCAUGGGCUCUGCAGACCAUCAGUUCCACCUGGCAGAGAUCCUGUCGCAGAACUACGGUGUCCGGGAGGAGUGCGAGCAGGCUGCACGGGGUUCAGAGAGGCCGGAGGAGGAGCUGCAGAAGGACUUCAUCUCCCAGAGCAGUGACAUGCCCCUGGAUGAGCUGCUGGCCCUCUAUGGCUAUGAGGCGUCAGACCCCAUCUCAGAGCACGAGAGUGAGGGCAGCGACACUGCGGCCAACCUCCCAGACAUGACCCUGGACAAGGAACAAAUAGCGAAGGAUUUGCUUUCAGGGGAAGAAGAGGAAGAAACCCAGUCCUCAGCCGACGACCUCACUCCAUCUGUGACCUCCCAGGAGGCCUCUGACCUUUUCCCUAAUCAGAGUGCACCCCGCUUCCUGGCCGAUGCGGACAGAGAACCUGGCUCCUCAACCUCGUCAGACACCGAGGAGGACCCACUUCCUGCCAACAAGUGUAAGAAGGAGAUCAUGGUUGGGCCUCAGUUCCAAGCUGACCUCAGCAACCUGCAUGUAAACCGUCAUGGUGAGAAGAUCUAUGAGAAUGAAGACCAGCUGCUCUGGGACCCCAACAUCCUUCCUGAGAGGGAGGUGGAGGAGUUCCUGUACCGGGCAGUAAAGCGGAGAUGGCACGAGACGGCCGGGUCUCAGCUCCCGGAGGGAGAAGUAGUGAAGGACAGCGAGCAGGCGCUGUAUGAGCUGGUGAAAUGCAAUUUCAACGUGGAGGAGGCCCUGCGGAGGCUAAGGUUCAACGUGAAGGUGAUCCGAGAUGGGCUUUGUGCCUGGAGUGAGGAGGAGCGCCGCAACUUCGAGCACGGCUUCCGUGUGCAUGGCAAGAACUUCCACCUGAUCCAGGCCAACAAGGUGCGCACGCGGUCUGUAGGCGAGUGUGUGGAGUACUACUACCUAUGGAAGAAGUCGGAGCGCUAUGACUACUUCUCCCAGCAGACGAGGCUGGGCCGCAGGAAGUACGGCCCCUCAGGAACCACGGACGCAGACCAGGAUCUGGAUGGCACUGACCCUGAUGGCCCUAGCCGCCCCCGCUCCUCACUGCCCCUGCCCCCUGCCAAUGGCCUGGGCCCUGAGCAAGACCCUCUGGCUCAGAUGCAUGGGGAGCCUCCGAGCGUAGGCAGCAGCACAUCUGGGAGCCCCAGUGAGCCUGGGGAGAGCCCAGAAGGCCUCCCAUCCUUGGAACCAGGGCCCUGUGCCCUCCAACAGCUGGACGCACCCCUGGCCGCACCCUCCCCUCAGCAGCCCCCAGCCCUGGCUGACCCGGCCUUCUACCCCACCGCCACAGCCACUCCGGAGCCUGGGGCCAGCCCAAGACUGGCCAUGGACUUGGCCCUGCCUGGGGCCCUCCCAGAGGGGCUGCCUCUCCUCUCCAGCCACGCAGAUAUGGAUGGGGAGGCCGAGGAGGCCGUGGCCCCCGCACAGGUGGCCUUGUCGGUCGCUGAAUUUGGACUCAUCGGCAUUGGGGACGUGAACCCCUUCCUGGCCGCUCACCCAGCGUGCCCGGCCCCUGGGCUGCACUCGGAGCCCCUGUCACACUGUAACGUGAUGACCUGUUGAUCCCUGGCCACAGGCGGGCAUGAGUGGCCCAGACUGGACUUAGGGCCACCACAAGGCCUGCCUCUCAGUCUUCCCGACCCUUCCCUCCUCAUGGGCCUCGGGUAGCGCCUUCUCUGCUCGGAGUACUUCAAGGACAGGGCUGAGCGGUGGCCCUUCCCUGCCCCCCCACACACCGGCACCAUCACCUGACUCCAGGCUGCCUUGCCCACCGUGGGACCCAUCGGGCUGCCAGGGCCGGGGGGCCGGCUGUCCAGCCAGCAGAGGCGAGAAAGGCGUCCCGGCCCCACAGGGACGUGGGAGACAGGGCCGGACGCCGCCCCCACCAGCAGCCUCUGCUGAGCACCCUCAGCGCUCUGCCACCCCGUCUCCCUGCACCUGGCCAGACUGCGGGCUGCCCCAGCCCAGGGCUCAGGGCAGCUGCUACUCGGUGCCAAAUCCCGCGGGGCACAGAGCCAUAUACCUCGAUGUCGGCCUGCCCUGCCCUCGACGUCGGCCCUCGCUCCACUUCAGGAAAAGCCGCACUUUACACCCCCUGCCCCCACCCCCGGGGUCUUUGGCAGCCUCCAGUGUGGGUCUGAGGACACGGGACUCACACUUCCUUGGUACCAGGACCCUGUCGCCUGCAGCACCAAGGGGCCUGGCUCCGGCCUGUCCCCUGCCCCUGGAGAUCAUGUUUCUGUUGAGGCCCCCAGCGAGACGGUUUGGGGUCUUGGGCCUUCUCCCCAGCCUCCCUCGGUUAUUUAUGUUUCUGUUUACAAAUCGGAGUGGGGUCCUCGGGGGCAGGGCAGCACUCCUGGACCCAAUGUCACCAAGGGAAGUCUUUGGCACGAGCCGUCCCCAAGGUCGGACUCUACCUUCCCUCGCCCCACCAAGGACCACACUGUGAAGUGAUAACUGCCUUGAACCCCUUGCUGUUUUAUUUAUUAAACUUGAUUUGAAGCCCCA
Messenger RNA from Sus scrofa (pig), 3124 nucleotides. RefSeq names its product MIER family member 2 (gene MIER2). The record is from RefSeq and is a predicted model, not a curated record. Lineage: Eukaryota; Metazoa; Chordata; Mammalia; Artiodactyla; Suidae. Gene Ontology annotation, cellular component: nucleoplasm. Gene Ontology annotation, molecular function: histone deacetylase binding; transcription corepressor activity. Gene Ontology annotation, biological process: negative regulation of transcription by RNA polymerase II.